Molecule: messenger RNA, 1056 nt
Organism: Mesorhabditis belari
Lineage: Eukaryota; Metazoa; Nematoda; Chromadorea; Rhabditida; Rhabditidae
Source: the annotation of a GenBank genome assembly
AUGCAAUCAUCAAAUUCCACCCAGGACAAUGCUUUGGUCGCAAACCAGUUUUCCCAAGUCGUGAAGUCGCUCGAUUCGAAAAGCCAACCCACCUCUCCCUCCAUUCGACCGAUGACGCCGAAAAUCGAAGUGGAGGAGUCCGUCAAGCCUCCCGAGGGCAGCGUGAAGCCAAGCGACUACGGCCGGAUUUCUUCUCGCACCCGCUCGCGUACUCGCUCACCCUCGACUCGUCGCGCCAUCUCGCCUCGUUCAUCCAAGAAAGCCGCGUCAUCUGCUCGUCGCCCUGCAAAGAAUACCCGGAAGUCGGAGUCUGCUAAAACCGUUGGAUCUCGCCGUCUCAUCAAGAGAAAACCUACUCCUGCUCCAUCCGAGACGUACUCUCGCGGCAAAGAUUCAAACAGUGCCUCGUCCGACUCCGAGAAGAAAACCUCUACCAAAACCGUUCGCAAGAUCGCAAAGACGAAGAAAGGCCGAUCGAAGUCGAAGAAGUUGGCAAAGAGAAGUGAUAAGAGUGGGAAAGAUUCAAGUGGCGGCUCGUCCGACUCCGAGAAGAAAACUCCUACCAAAACCGCUCGCAAGAUUGCAAAGACGAAGAAGGGUCGAUCCGAGUUGAAGAAGUUGGCAAAGAGAAGUGAUAAGAAGCAAUCUUCUGAACCGGAGAAGGAAAGCACUUCAUCGACCUCAUCGGACAGCUUGCCCAAAAAGAAAAAGGAGCAAACGGAGAAAGCUUAUGUGAAACGAGGACGUGCUAAGAACUCUAAUGUCGAUUCAUCUGCUUCGGAGUAUGAAAAGAAAGAUGUCGCCAGGGAUAGAGAACAAAAAAAGUUGGCACAGGGAGCUACAAAGAAGCAAUCGCCUGAUUCAAACAAAGAAGGCUCUUCAUCGGAUGAUCAACGCAAAGAGAAAAAGAAAGCCAAGAGGGUCACUGAAAAGCGAGGACGUGCAAAGACUCGCCGUUUGACAUCUGAAGCUUCCAACAAGCGUCAGCGCAAGGUUUCCCGUGGUAAAUCGAGUGAACCCGAAGUGGAGCAUCGAGCUGCUAAGAGGGAAAUGGCA